GCACCGCCCUGAACACACACCGUGGAGGUCCGUGGAGAGACUGCGGGCUCAGUCGUGCGUUUGUAUGUGUUUGUGUUUACAAACAUUUCUCCUUUGAGCGCGUCCUGUGGGACAGCAGAACAAACAGAGACCUAAAGCGGUGACCGAACGGUGUGUGGAAAUGAGAGGUCGUCCCACCGGGCGAAUUAAUCAGUAACUCGCCGAGGGAGGGCACUGAGCACGGCUCACAGAACGGCUUCUGGCUACAUCUCAGAGAGAACCAGCUCGCUUCUGGUGCGGAGAGGGAAUUGUCGCCAGUUUGCUUCAGAUUCCCAGUAUCCGCAGAAUUGUGUAGUAUAUUAGUCAACAGGGUACAGUAUUAAGGCUGAUGUCUCCCUGAAGGGUCUCGGCCUGAAACGUUGACUGCGCCUCUUCCUAUAGAUGCUGCUUGGCCUGCUGCGUUCACCAGCAACUUUGAUGGGCCAUCCACUUGGACUGAAUGAUUGGUUCCAGUUUGAAAACGCUAUCUUGCGUUCACCUGCUGCUGAAGUUGUUCUGAGAUGCCAGUGGAGUCGCUGUACGCAGAGAUGGACUUCGAUGUUUCUCCCGUCACUAAGCUGAAUGGCAUUGAAAGGAUGGCAAAUGGAGACAGCAGCUUCAGCUCCUCAAGGAACUCCAAUUCAGAUGAUGAGUUCAUGAACUACCUGUCUCGCGAGGAGCAAGAGUGUAUUUUGUUCUUUGAGAAUACACUUGACUCUCUGAAUGAUGAUUUUGAGGACUACAGCUCAAACUCCAGCCUAAGAGUCAAGGAUCCUUCCACACUACAAAGAUAUAAUUCGGAAAACGAGGAAAUCAUUGAUUUAGUGACCACCAAAUCUCAGCCGGUGGAAUUCAUCCCUAAAUAUGAUACCGUGUUUCCAGUUGAUGAAGGUGGAGAGAGACUCCAGGAAGAGAAAGUCCAGGUGAACCAAGAGAAACCUGUGGUGAAGGAGCCGAACAGCCGUUCUCCCUCGCAGUUAACAAAGCAAAGCAGCUUUGAGAGGACUUCUCCGGAACCUGCGCUAGAACCUGUACAAGCGUACUGCAGUCAUUCAAAGCCACUGGGGUCGGUGCCAACUCCGAUGGUCAUCGCGCAGAAGAUCGCCGAGAAGAGCGUAGGAAACGGGAUCCCUUUGCCCACACCUCAGACCGAGAGGAAGCCGUUGACCCAGGAGAAGGAGCAAGCGAAUACAACCUCGCUCACUGAAGGUCGGGCACCCCUGUACAAAAACGUCAAAGCCCAGAGGUUCCCGUCCAACAUUAGCAUCUCCGUGCCGAACAAGGAGUACAACAGCACCAUCUCCAAGGCGGCGGUCAAAGUACAACAACGCAAAGCUCAAGUGCUGGCAAACCUUGGCGGCACCAGCCUCCUCGCUGCAGAGUCAGAGCCAAGUCAUCUUCCGGGAUUAGUCAACAGCCCCAGAAGGAGCAGGCCUCUGAAUCAUUCUGCGUCCAAUGAAUCGGCAGGGAUGGCAGCACCAAAGCUGGGGUCAGUCAACGAAUCGCCGGACAAAGCCGAUUCAGGGCUGUUGAAUGGCUACAGACCAAAGGUCAGGGGCUCUAGCUCGAGCCAGUCCGUGAUGGCCCCCGGUGUGUCCAAAGGAAGUCACGCGGCUGGCCCCACCCAGAAAUCUGCUUCCCUGCAACCCGGAACCACAGACUCUGUCCCCCGGACUGACUCACCGAACUCUCCAGCGGUGCGCAGAGCAAGCUCUUUCCAGCAGCCAUCAGGAUUCCGGACACCGGGAAUUACUGUCCAGUUCUCAGGCCGCAGUUCGAAUGACGAAUCCUGUAGAGAAGCACUGCGCAGGCUGGGUAUUUUGAGGAUUAGCAAGGAUCAGUGACACCCUGACUGAUCUUUUCCAGGAAUAUUUAUAACACUUAAAAAAAAAAUAAAUAAAUAAAUAAAUAAAUUCAGGAAUAAGGAUGCAGGCUGUUUCUACGCUGCCUCUGGAUUGAACCAAAAAGAUUUCCAUAGAAAAUUGUUGGUGUGUGAACUUACAAUCGAUUGCCUGGGAAUGUGAGACGGGGAAGGCACUGUUUAGCCCGAUAUACGUGUCCAAAAAAAAGGUACCCACUUGGUCAACUUGUCCAUCAGAUAUUCUCAAGAAUCCCAGCAAACCUAGGCCAGCCUUGGCAUGGGCUCAUGGUAAACAAAUGAAGCCAGUGAAACGUACGAAACCUCACUUUUCUCCAGAGCGCUGGAUGCUGAGGAGAGAUCUAACUGAGGUUUAUAAGAUUAUGUGAGACAUGGAGUAGACAAUAUCUUUUUCCAAGGACUGUAAUGUCUCGUACUAAAGGACAUGCAUUUAAGGUGAGAGAGGGUAAUUUCAAAGGAGAUGUGAGUGGCAAGGUUUUGACACUGAGUGGUAGCUACUUGGAAUUCACUGCCUGGGGUCAUGGUAGAGGCAGAAACAUCAGAGUAUUUUAAAAGACGUGUGAGGGAAAUGGAAGGAUAUAGACAAUGUGUAGGCAGAAGGGAUUGGUUAAGUUAGCCAGUAACUUACUAAUUUAAUUGGUUUGGCACAACAUUGUGGGCUGAAGGGCCUGUUUCUGUGCUGUACUGAUCUCUGUUCUCGGUUCUCACCCAAACUAUGCAAUGUUCAUUCCUUUAGUUUGGAGUAUGCAGCAUGCUCAACAAAGCUUCAAGAUGGGUAAUGUUGGGAUUCCUGGGUUACUGUUUCUGUGUAAGGUUCUCUCUGAGAAAAGCUUUCUCAGACUUCUUCACAAAGUUCCCUGUGAGGAUAGGUUGAGCGAGUGAGGGGUUUUCUGUUAGAGUGGAGGAUGAGAGGGGACUUCCAUGCCUCCGUCAAGAUAAUGAGAGGCAGAGACUGAGCAAACAGCCAGAGACAUUUUUCCCAGGACAGAAAUGGCUAAUGCAAGAGGAAUAGGGGGGCUGUCAGGGGUGAGCUUGUUUACACAGAGUGGUGGGUGCACAGGACACCCUACCAGGUGUGGUGGUAGAGACAGAUACAUCAAGAGCAUUUAAAAGACUCUUAGAUAGGCACUUGGAUGACAGAAAAAUGGAGGGCUACAAAGGAGGGAAAGGCUAAAUUGUUUUUAGAGUAGGUUAUAAGGUCAACACAACAUUGUCAGCAAAAGGGCCUGUCAGGUGCUGCAGUAUUCUAUGUUCUAUGUACUAACUCUUUUUAAAGACAGUAACACUUGCCCAAGUUAUCAUCACAGCUAUCGUCUUGAUGUACCUCACUGAGUUCAGAAUCCAGAAUAAUAUCUGGUCAUAUACUAUACUUGCCUCCAUCCUUGGCUUGCAUAUGAUAGUUAUAGUCUACAGACUGUUGAUAAAUCUGUUUAUGCCAAAUUUUAUUUUAUUUAGAGCUACAGCACAUUAACAGAUUCUUCCAGCCCAGUGAGCCCUCAACACCCAAUUACACGCCCAUGACCAAUUAACCUGCUAACCCGCACAUCUUUGGCAUGUGGGAGAAAACUGGAGCACCCAGAGGAGAGCCAUGUGGUCAUGAGGAGAACGUGCAAACUUGUUACAGACAGCGGUGGGAAUUGAACCCGCAUUGGUGGUGUGCUGUAAUAGCAUUACACCAAGUACACACCACGAUGCCAGCCUCAUAGUUCACCAGCUGCCAUGUCAAAGGGUAUGUGGGCAUCUGAUCCUGGGAGUUUGGAUCUGCACACUACAUGCACAAACUUUGAACGCCGAUAUUGGGACACCGUGCUCUUGCACCCAAAAAGGCCAAGUCGACAAUAGUUUUUGGGUGUGUCUGCAGGUGAAGAGUAUGGCAGACAAGUCACUACCACUUCAACUGGACAUGCUUUAUCAAUUCAAACAAAUAGAGUGAUUAAUAAGCUGCUCAUUUUACACAAGAUAUUGAUGGGUACCUUGUCAAGUCUUCAGAAAUGUUUAUUUUAAUAUUGCCCUUAAUGAGACAUUAAUGGACACUUUGCCUCAUAUUAAGUAAUCCAUUAAGGGUUAUAAUUACACGUCGGAGGAGGAUAUGAUUCUCAAAGUGGUAAUAUGAGACCUUAAGUUUAUGAACAAGACUUUUCAAUAAUGUUAAGGGAAGGUCCAUUUUGUUGAUGAAAAUGCAGUGCUUGCCAACAAUUUCUCUAAUGUUUUUAAAUCAGUUAAAACUGGCCCAGAGUGAGGUCUUGGUCCUGAGUCUGUAAUUCUAAUGAGUUCAGUUGCAGAUAAAGUAUAUUUAAUUAAGUAUUUUUAUAUAACUUGCAAAUUAACAUUGUAAAGGACUCCACAUCUCUGUUACUGUGCUCCUUCCUUGUAAAUCCUUUGUUAUCAAACUCAUUUUCGGAAGUCCUGUUUUUCCGUCUGGUGAACUGAACUGAACUUCCAUUCUUCAGAUGCAGAUUUAUUUAUUACAUACAGUGAAAUGCGUCAUUUGCAUUAACAGCACAAGGGUAUGCUGAGAGGCAGCCCGCAAGUAUCACCACACAUCCUAACACCAACACAGCAUGCCACAAUACUCCACAGAACAACAUAAGCAACAAGACAGCAACGGCAAAACAAGUCCCUUUCCCAGCCUCCCACCCAUGUUUUAUUUCCAAAUAAUUUCUCAUCUUUUUCCAGACCAAUAUUCUCCAUACUAAUGUAACCGAUGUCUUUGGAAAUUCGGGUGUAUCUUUUGCCUACAUGGCUGAUUAUUAUCAUUCUAGACCCAUUCCUGCCUUCUCCCUGUAACCUUUGACUCCCUUGCUAAUCAGGAACUUACAGCUUCUGCUUUAAAUAUACCAAAUGACUUGGUCUGUGGCUAAAGAAAUUCCUCCUCAUCUCUGAUCUAAAGGGAUGCUCUUCUAUUCUGAGGCUUUGCCAUCUGGUACUGGACUUGUCCCGAUGGGGAAACAUGCUCUCCAUGUCCACUCCAUCCAGGCCUUUCAAUAUUCCAUCGGUUUCGAUGUGAUUUGCUCUCCCCCCUCCUCCCCGUGCCCCCAUCUUUUUAAACUCCAGUGAAUACAGGACCUGAACCAUCAAGCAGUCCUUUUACAUGAACCCUUUCAUCAUUCCCAGGAUCAUGCUAGUGAACCGUACUCCAACUGUGGUCAGAACAGGACUUUCAGCUAAUUUGCAACAUAUCCUUAGUGUCUUGGGAUGAAAUUAGUAGAACACUGUGAUCUGGUUGAGUGGCAUAAUGUGAAAUGCUUAUUCAGAUUUAGUUCACGAUAUCAAAUAUAACUAUAUGUAUGAGCUGGUGCUGAAUAUAUUACCUUAUGCUGAAUAUAUUACCUUAAUGCAAUAUCUGUGCUUGUGUACUCUGUAUACUUAACUGAUGAUUUUGAAAUGUGAUCUUAAAUUGUAUUUACACAGAAUGUUCACAUUAAAUAAUUCAAAAAUAUACUUUAUUAACUUUGUUACUUGUCUUCUGUUGAUAAAUGUAAUCUUGUAAUUUUAUGUGUCCCUUGUGUGCAAGGUAUCGACAACACACAAAAUGCUGGAGGAACUCAGCAAGUCAGGCAACAUCUAUGGAGGGGAAUAAACAGCUGACUUUUUGGGCCGUCAGGGCUCCUGGUUUUGUGUGUUUGCUCUGUAUUUCCAGUAGUUAAACAUUUUGUUAAUUUAGUAUUUUACUAAGCUCCUCACAUUUGUGAAUGGCUUUCACUUGCCUUUUCCCCCCUUUCCUACCCACCUUCUUACUCUAGCUUCUGCUCCUUUCUUUUCCAGUCCCAAUGAAGGCUCUCAGCAGGAAAUGUUGACUGUUUAUUCAUCUCCGCAGAUGCUGCCUGACCUGCUGAGUUCUUCCAGCAUUUUGUGUGUGUUUCUCUGGAUUUCCAGCACCUAUAGAAUCUCUUGUUUUUCAAACUGUCGACAAUUUUUGUUUUACACAAAACUGUGAAAGGUUUCUCAAAUGGUCAGCACAUCAUGAGGGGCUGAGGGGACUGCACUAUUCUGUUCUACGUUCUAUACUGGUGGAAGGUGUUAUGUAAUGUAUUUGUUGUUGUAAAUGUUACAAUUAAUAAUAAAAUAAUUCUUGGCAUA
Messenger RNA from Mobula hypostoma (lesser devil ray), 5977 nucleotides. RefSeq names its product proline and serine-rich protein 2. The transcript has 6 exons. The record is from RefSeq and is a predicted model, not a curated record. Lineage: Eukaryota; Metazoa; Chordata; Chondrichthyes; Myliobatiformes; Myliobatidae. Bases 540 to 1862 code for a protein of 440 amino acids.